Pongo pygmaeus (Bornean orangutan) is the source of this 476-nucleotide messenger RNA. Its product is annotated as small ribosomal subunit protein eS26-like. Lineage: Eukaryota; Metazoa; Chordata; Mammalia; Primates; Hominidae. Gene Ontology annotation, molecular function: mRNA binding; structural constituent of ribosome. Gene Ontology annotation, cellular component: cytosolic small ribosomal subunit; ribosome. Gene Ontology annotation, biological process: translation. The coding region runs from base 33 to 380 and encodes 115 amino acids. The transcript has a single exon. The record is from RefSeq and is a predicted model, not a curated record.
AGCUGGGCCUGUCUCUGGUCCGUGCUUCCAAGAUGACAAAGAAAAGAAGGAGCAACGGUCAUGCCAAAAAGGGCCGCAGCCACGUGCAGCCUAUUCGCUGCACUAACUGUGCCCGAUGCGUGCCCAAGGACAAGGCCAUUAAAAAAUUCGUCAUUCGAAACAUAGUGGAGGCUGCAGCAGUCAGGGACAUUUCUGAAGCGAGCGUCUUCGAUGCCUAUGUGCUUCCCAAGCUGUAUGUGAAGCUACAUUACUGUGUGAGUUGUGCAAUUCACAGCAAAGCAGUCAGGAAUCGAUCUCGUGAAGCCCGAAAGGACCGAACACCCCCACCCCGAUUUAGACCUGCGGGUGCUGCCCCACGUCCCCCACCAAAGCCCAUGUAAGGAGCUGAGUUCUUAAAGACUGAAGACAGACUAUUCUCUGGAGAAAAAUAAAAUGGAAAUUGUACUUAAAAAAAAAAAAUUAGCCGGGCCUGGUGG